Molecule: messenger RNA, 2045 nt
Organism: Talpa occidentalis (Iberian mole)
Lineage: Eukaryota; Metazoa; Chordata; Mammalia; Eulipotyphla; Talpidae
Gene: NEK2
Product: NIMA related kinase 2
Exons: 8
Coding region: 105-1442 (445 amino acids)
Biological process (GO): protein phosphorylation
Molecular function (GO): ATP binding; protein kinase activity
Source: RefSeq, a predicted model, not a curated record
UCCGGAGAGCGGGACUUCCGCAGAGCGGGGCGUCCCGAAAGUGGGGCUUCCGGGGAGCGGGGCGUCUGCAACCCGGCGGCGGGGCAAGAUCCUGCGGCCCGGCCAUGCCGGCUCGGGCGGAGGACUACGAGGUCCUGUUCACCAUCGGCACCGGCUCCUACGGCCGCUGCCAGAAGAUCCGGAGGAAGAGCGACGGCAAGAUACUGGUCUGGAAAGAAUUGGACUAUGGCUCCAUGACAGAAGCCGAGAAACAAAUGCUCGUGUCUGAAGUGAAUUUGCUUCGAGAACUGAAACAUCCAAACAUCGUCCGUUACUACGAUCGGAUCAUCGACCGGACCAACACCACCCUGUACAUCGUCAUGGAGUACUGCGAAGGCGGGGACCUGGCCAGCGUGAUUUCAAAGGGGACCAAGGAAAGGCAGUACUUGGAGGAGGAAUUUGUUCUUCGAGUGAUGACGCAGCUGACCCUGGCCCUGAAGGAAUGUCACCGGCGGAGCGAUGGCGGCCACACGGUGCUGCAUCGGGAUCUGAAGCCCGCCAACGUUUUCCUGGAUGCCAAGCAAAACGUGAAGCUGGGGGACUUUGGGCUGGCCAGAAUCUUAAACCAUGACACAAGCUUUGCAAAAACGUUCGUUGGCACACCUUACUACAUGUCUCCUGAGCAAAUGAGCCGCAUGUCCUAUAAUGAGAAAUCGGACAUCUGGUCGCUGGGGUGUUUGCUGUACGAACUCUGCGCCUUAAUGCCUCCAUUCACAGCUUUCAACCAGAAAGAGCUUGCUGGGAAGAUCAGAGAAGGCAAAUUCAGGCGAAUUCCCUAUCGUUACUCUGAUGAGCUGAAUGACAUUAUUACGAGGAUGUUAAAUUUGAAGGAUUAUCACCGACCUUCCGUUGAAGAAAUUCUCGAGAGCCCGUUGAUUGCAGACUUGGUGGCAGAAGAGCAAAGGCGAAAUCCUGAGAGAAGGGGGCGGCGAGCUGGAGAUGCCGACAAGCCCCCUGAGUCCAGCCUGGGCUGGAGCGAGCUGAAGCUGAAGGAGAUGCAGCUCCAGGAGCGAGAGCGAGCCCUGCAGGAGCGGGAGGCGAGGCUGGAGCAGAAGGAACGUGAACUUUGCGUUCGGGAGAGGCUGGCAGAGGACAAGAUGGCGCGGGCAGACAGCCUGCUGAAGAAUUACAGCCUCCUGAAGGAGCAGAGGCUCCUGUCUCUGACCAACUGUCCAGAACUUUUUGACCUCCCGUCCUCCAUAAUUAAGAAAAAGGUUCAUUUCAGUGGGGAGAGCAAAGAGAACGCCCUGAGGACUGAGAGUGCGGAGGGCCCGCUGAGCUCCAAGUCCAAGUGCAGAGACCUGAAGAAGAGGCUGCACGCAGCACAGCUGCGGGCUCAGGCCCUGUCGGACAUGGAGACGAAUUACCAGCUCAAGAGCAGGCAGAUCCUGGGCAUGCGCUAGGCCUGGUGGGCCCGAGCCUCCCCUGGGCUCCCAGGGCCUUUUGGAUAGUCACAAGGAUUUUCUGGAAUCGCUUUUGCUGAUCUUCGGCGUCACUUGUACAGAAUGGCCAUGAUGCCUCCAGUUUUUUCCAUCUUUUUUUAAAGAACACUUUAUAGGAAAAAAAAUGACAUUUUCUUGUUUGGUUGAGCUUUUAAUCCUGUGUGCGUUUACUCCUAUGCCGUGAAAUGUUACAUUUAGGUGUGUGUAUGUGUGUGCGGACAACGUGAGGAAAAGAGGACUUACUGUGGCGCCCUGACCUGCAGGUUGAACGCUGUGAGUGAGUGCGUUGCUCACUGGGGGGUGCAAAGUGUCAGUCUGAGGUUUUGAAUGUUCUUGACCUUUAGGGAACCUGAUUGAGUGCAGGUAGGUCCCUAAUACAGCGACACCUCGCUCCUGGAGACCCCAUCGCUCUGGGUGCAAAUCCGUCAGCUUUUGUGGAAAUUCACCACUGCGACGUCUGAUUCUUUUAUUGUUUCUUGUUCUGUGUAUGUGAGUGGUCAGUCACCCGCCUUUUUCUCACUAAAAAAGUCUUCAGUUUCUCCCUCUCUGUCUCUCGGGAGAGUC